UUAGCCUUGGUCAGCAUCCCUGGGCAUCGCUUUUGAACACUCAGUACACUUGACGUCGAAAAAUGACGCAAAAGGGGUACCCUGAGAAUUAAAGAGUGACAGCGCGGAAUGACCAAACGUCAGUAUGAGGCGAGUUGGGAGUGAGAUUGUUGGAAGUCAUACAGGUUUGGAAGGACAUGAGGGUGACUAGAUGAUGACAGUAUUUUUUUUAUUGCUGGGUGAACUACCCAUUUUUAAUGAGCUUUUCCCAGAGGUUUCACAUACCACAGCUAAAUAUCUGACCUAUUAACGGGGCGGAACAUCACCGCUUACAAUUUUAGCACAGACUAUCACAACGAGGCACAGACUGAAGGAAGGAAAUCGGUGAAGGCUGAUACGAUGUGCUCGAAUGUUCCCCUGAACAUUUUUGUUGAUGUAUCCAAAGUGUCCACUGCGGGAACGUCUGGAUCAAACUUUAUGAGCGUGAACUGACGAAGUUUGACAACUUGUUUUUCCAGAUCGACAGAGCAGAUGAAGUUGGAGGGUUUAUUGUGGAUUUCGGCUUCUUCCACAAACCCAGGCUAUGAAAAACUACAGGUUUUCAUGUAAAAGAUCUAAGCAAAGCCCGUGAGAAUGUUUGUUUCACUGGCUCUUCUUCUCAGCCUCCAGGCAGUAGUGCACAUUAAACCAGCUAAAGCCAAUCAGUCCUGUACAAUAACAAUCGACUGGCGUUCAGCAGACUGUAAAGGUCUACGUCUGGACCAUGUGCCCAUAACAAAACUGCCUGCCUCUCUGGAAGAGCUCGACCUGUCUUUCAAUACCAUACAGGUCAUCACCAAACAAGAUUUUUUCAAACUUACUCAUCUGCGAGUCCUCAAGCUUAAUUUCAACAACAUCUCUCUGAUUGUGGAUGAUGCCUUUCAGGGAAACCUUUUUUUGGAGCAUCUAAAUUUAUUUAAUAACUCUUUGACAGAAAUUCCAUUCAAAGCCCUUGAGCCACUCACAAAUUUGAAGGUUUUAGAAAUGUCUAAUAAUUUGUACACAAAAGCAUCUCUGGAUGCUUCUUUUUUGAAUUUUACCCAGUUACAAGUGCUGUCCAUUGGUGGAUCCCUGGUCAGUAGUUUGGGAAGCUGUGACAUUGAUGUGUUGAAGAACAUCUCAUUGUACAAGUUUGCUAUUAAAACUGGCACUGGUUUUAAACAUUAUGAACCUGGGUAUUUCAGCAACCUCAACACAAGAAACUUGUGGCUCGAUAUAGCUUUUGACAAAAAACCAGAUAUGCUUCCCAUGAUACUGAAAGAUCUGGCAAACAAGACUUUUGAUGUGCUACGUUUCCGAAACAUUUUCGAAUUUCAGUACUAUUCUGGUAAACAGGAUAUUUUUUAUGGCCUGCACUAUGUAAAGACUCAACACUUAACCUUCUAUCGAGGUAAAUUCAAUGAGGAAGUUAUGAGAAUGACUCUGGUCAAUUUGGAAAUCAGUUCAAUCAAAAGCCUGGAACUGCUGCUCAUCGAUUUUGCUCGUUCUCAGAAUAGAACACAGGGUUCCAGUGUGACGAACUUGACCUUGGAAAAGCUGGUGCUCUCGGACAUCAGUAAUCCAGAUAUAAUGCGCUUCGACUGGAGCUUCACCUGGCUUAAUCAUGUCCGCCAAUUCAUUGUAUGGAACGUGAACUUCAACAGCGUGCCGUGCGACUCGUGGCCGGAGAUGAAAAACAUUGAGCUUCUGGACAUUUCUAACAACCAGCUGAGAGACAGUUAUAUUUACAACCCGCUAUGUGACACUAGAAACACACUGCACAAGCUUGACACCUUUAACGUUAGCCGUAAUCGACUUGCCAGCCUCAGUGACUUGGCAUCUCUGACCAAAGACUUUGUCAAGCUGACCACAAUUGAUAUGAGCCACAACCAACUGGGAAAUAUGGGAAAUCGUGUCUGUAACUGGGGACAGUCCAUUACCAAAGUAAUCGCUCAUCAUAAUAGUCUGACGAGUGACAGUUUUCAGUGCCUUCCCACUUCUGUAAGCUUCCUCGAUCUUUCAUACAGCAGCCUAGACCAACUUGACAUGGUCUAUUUUAAUAUGGCAUCCAACCUCACUGAGCUCCUCCUCAGUGGCAACAAGAUCAAGUUCAUCCCUUCCGGCUGGAGGAAUCCAUACUUGAGGACACUGGCUUUAGAUGGAAACUCCUUUGGACUUGUUAGCAUGAAGUCUUUCAAGGACAUGCCUAGCCUACAAGUCCUGACCGCAGGCAACAACCCUUAUCACUGCACCUGUGAUCUCUACACUUUUAUACAGGAAACCACAAGCAAGGGCAAGGUCACCAUCACAGACUGGCCAGACAACUACAAGUGUUACCAUCCCGAGCGUCUCCUCAACACAAUGGUAUCGCAAUACUUCCCUGGUCAUUUAACUUGUAAUAUUACACUCGUUGUCAUCAUCUCUGUGUCAACAACGGCAGUUGUAGUCCUUGGUCUCAUGCUUCUGUGCUACAUUUUUCAUGUGCCAUGGUACAUGAAAGCUACAUACCAGAUCAUCAGAGCCAAGUACAGGGCCCAUAAAGAAGGUUCAGGUCAAGCUUUGGACUACACCUUUCAUGCUUUCAUCUCUUACAGCCACGCAGAUGCAGAUUGGGUUCGAAACAUGCUGCUUCCUUGUCUAGAGAAUUCAAAGCCUCCUUAUCGCCUCUGCAUCCAUGAAAGAGACUUCAUUCCAGGGAAGUGGAUCAUUGACAACAUCAUUGAGAACAUUGAAAAUAGUCGGAAGGUGAUCUUCGUGUUGUCGCGGAGCUUCGUGAACAGCGAGUGGUGCAACUACGAGCUCUACUUCGCCCAACAACGGGCCAUUGGCAAGACAUUCAGUGAUGUCAUCCUGAUCGUGAAGGAGGCCAUCGAUCCCACUUCUCUUCCCAGUAAAUUCUGUAAGCUCAAGAGGAUGCUCAACACCAAAACCUACCUAGAGUGGCCCCAGCAACCCACAGAACAGAGCUUUUUCUGGGUCCAGCUAAGGAGUGUCCUGGGCAAACCAAACAAUAUAAAAGAGCAUACGACCAGCCAGCGUAGCCGCCUGUCUUCAGUGAGGUCUGUUUCCCUGAUUGAACUGCCACAGGACCAUAAUUCUGCAGAAAUUAAUGGUACAGAUGAAGAUGGCCACCAAGUCAGUGAUCAGCCAUCUAAUAGAUGUCAACAAACGUUAAGAGAACUUGUUUGAAGGACAUAAAUGAGGUUAUCUGUGGCAAAGGUAACCAGACCCAACAUGUAGCUUUUACUUUUCUGACAUUCAGAAUAUGAUAUGCAUUAGUGGAAACUGAUGUGCAAUGAUGUUAAGUGAAGAUUCAUCUAAACCGGUUUAUCUGACUCACUGGUGGCAGAUGGACCGGAAAAAGUUCAUUCUGACUCAUAUGUUCAUUCAGUGUAAGCAAAACAAACAACUACGCAGAUCUAGACAGUGAUUUAGUGUAGUUGCCCAUAGCAUACACAACACACAUACUCACUCUGACAAUCAAUUCUGUUCUGUUUACCUUAGUAUGUAAAUAUACGUACUUAUCUUAAUUGGGGUAGUGACCUGCAAUACUGUUCCAUCACCGUAUGCCAUUACGCAAUUUUAUGCCAUUAUGCUGUUUUAAUAUUUAAAACAAAAAUAUUUUGUAAAUACAGACUCUUUUCAGAUUUUAUACAUCCAUUUUCUACCUUUCUUUGUUCUUAAUUGUCUCUUGUAUUUUGUAUCUGUGAAUCUGUGAUUAAUGUGAUACCUUCUUUUAAUUAUUCUACAUAGAAUGAUAAAAAAUAAUGGUUAUGUCAGGAUUAUGAAUAGAUAGAUAGAGAAACAGAUGUGCUUGAUUGAUUUCUGAGGAGAAAAUCAUUAUAUGAUAAAGUUGCCAUGGAUACUAAAAGCAAAAAACAUAAUAUAGAUCUAGUACUGUGCACAGUCUAAUAUUCCUCUUGAACAUCUAUCUUAUUAAUGAUAUUAAUGGCUAGCACCGCAGUGUUCUCUCUCAAGGCAGUUUGAAUAUCAUUUCACUGUCAUUCGAUUACUCUUUAUGAUUUGGAUUAAUCCUAACCUGCACCCCUCACUCCAAGUCUAAUAUCCCCACAGCUAAUUUCACAUUUUACCCCAGUAAUGAUGUUUUUAUGUCUGUUCUAUGUAGCUGUAAAUCACAAAUCAUAAAAUGUAUAACACUGAACAGAUGGAUCCUUGCAAAUAAACAAGAAGCUGUGACGCAUCCUGUUAUCCGA
Molecule: messenger RNA, 4211 nt
Organism: Labeo rohita (rohu)
Lineage: Eukaryota; Metazoa; Chordata; Actinopteri; Cypriniformes; Cyprinidae
Gene: tlr18
Product: toll-like receptor 18
Exons: 5
Coding region: 613-3186 (857 amino acids)
Biological process (GO): immune response; inflammatory response; toll-like receptor signaling pathway
Cellular component (GO): membrane
Molecular function (GO): transmembrane signaling receptor activity; protein binding
Source: RefSeq, a predicted model, not a curated record